Hylaeus anthracinus is the source of this 1902-nucleotide messenger RNA. RefSeq names its product ras-related protein Rab-1A (gene Rab1). Lineage: Eukaryota; Metazoa; Arthropoda; Insecta; Hymenoptera; Colletidae. Bases 277 to 897 code for a protein of 206 amino acids. Gene Ontology annotation, molecular function: GTPase activity; GTP binding. The record is from RefSeq and is a predicted model, not a curated record. The transcript is spliced from 4 exons.
GCAGACGUGGUGUUCGGUCUGAAUCGCUCGUGUCCCGUCCACGUAGAGGGAGUGAAACAGCACCUGCUGCCAUUCUGGCAUUACGUCAAUGGUGGACGUCUCAUUCGCUGGUUUGGGAGGAGUUACCGUGACCGCCAUUGUUCGAGCUCCUUCGUAUUGAAGAACGUGAUCAGUAAAUUCGUACCGUCACGUUACCGAUUCCGACGGAUUUGUGUCUCCCUUGUAGAUUUCUGCGACGACGGUACACGACAUCACUGAGCGUGUUCUGAGCAUAGCAUGUCCACAAUGAAUCCCGAGUAUGAUUACCUGUUCAAAUUGCUCUUAAUUGGAGACUCAGGAGUUGGAAAAUCAUGUCUGUUACUCCGCUUUGCUGAUGAUACAUACACAGAAAGUUAUAUCAGUACUAUCGGAGUAGAUUUUAAGAUAAGAACAAUCGACCUAGAUGGAAAAACAAUAAAAUUGCAAAUCUGGGAUACGGCUGGUCAAGAACGGUUCAGAACAAUUACAAGUUCUUAUUACAGAGGUGCACACGGUAUUAUUGUUGUGUAUGACUGCACGGAUCAAGAAACAUUCAACAAUGUGAAACAGUGGCUAGAAGAAAUCGAUCGUUAUGCCUGCGACAAUGUCAAUAAGCUGCUGGUCGGCAAUAAAUGCGAUGUUCAUACUAAGAAAGUAGUCGAUUAUACAACAGCAAAGGAAUAUGCAGAUCAACUUGGAAUUCCAUUCUUGGAAACAUCAGCAAAAAAUGCGAUGAAUGUAGAACAAGCUUUCAUGACAAUGGCUGCGGAAAUAAAACUUAGAGUAGGUCCUCCAUCGAGUGGGAAUAGCGAUCCAGCAAAUAAGGUGAAAAUAGAGCAUGGACGUCCAAUCGAACCUUCUAAAUCUGGAUGCUGCUGAGAAAUGUAAUCUACAUUUCUGUAACCAAAAAGGACAUCUUAUGGUGGCAGUUUUUGACUGCUUAAGAAAACAUUACCAGAAGAAAUACAAAAAUCAUGGAAGUUUCAGUUUACAUUAUUAAAAAAAAAAAAACGAGGUGUGAAGCAUUAUCAAUUAUGGACCACCAACUCUAUUACAGAGUUGAAUAAAAUAACUUCUGUUCUAUCUUUUUUCUUCAAAAAAGGAGAACAUAGUUACUCACUCGCUAAUACCUAGUGCAAAAAAAAAAUCGAUUAUAGGCAAAUUGUCAUUAGCAUCAAAAGUCAUUGAUUUUACGCGACGAUGCGUGUAACGGCAAUUCGAGUUUAUAAUUAAAUUAAAUAAUAUUGUGUAUCGUGGUUAUAAAAAGUAAGCACUCUUAUUUUUUAGCGUAAUUAUAAAAUGUAUAAUUGAAUGGUUUUUUUUCUUUUCGUUGUCUUAGAAGGGGGUCGUUCUUAAUGUUUGUACUACCCAGACAUAUUUUCCAUAUUUUAUUCCAAACUUUUUCUUGUCGCGAACAAGAAUUAGAUUAAUAACGUACUGAAACAUACCGUCGUUGCUGCCUCCCUCUUUUUUCAGUGCUCAUUAGUGUAAUUUAAUAACAUUAUAUUAAUAAAUAUUUCAACACUAAUACACAAAACGCAAAUAGCAUACCCAUGUGUACGAGGAAUAAUUGAAAAAAAAAACAUUAUACAUGUUUCACCCGAUAACUUCUGUAAGGGUUACAUAAGUUUUUAAAAAAACUUGUGCUACUUGCGAUGUUCGUAACGUCGUUCGCCUAUUAUAAAUACGUCGUGUCGUUUGAUAAGUGUUCGAACGCUUGGUAAAUAAUCGAUAUCGUUUGUCUUGUUUUUACAAAAUAAGCGCAUAUUCAUACAGCUGUUCGUUUCAUAAGAAUUUGUAAGAUUAAAAAUUUAGCUAAAAUCUCUUUUGUAUCGGUUCUUUACUGUUCGAAAUAGUUAAUAUUAUUUUAUAUUACAUACUCGA